Molecule: messenger RNA, 3615 nt
Organism: Micropterus dolomieu (smallmouth bass)
Lineage: Eukaryota; Metazoa; Chordata; Actinopteri; Centrarchiformes; Centrarchidae
Product: Translocating chain-associated membrane protein 1-like 1-like
Exons: 11
Coding region: 256-1371 (371 amino acids)
Biological process (GO): protein insertion into ER membrane; SRP-dependent cotranslational protein targeting to membrane, translocation
Cellular component (GO): endoplasmic reticulum membrane
Source: RefSeq, a predicted model, not a curated record
CCAGGCAGGGGGGCGGGGAGAAGUGGGUGUUUUGGUGUAGUGUUUGGGUUACGGUGCAUCUUCAUGACUGUUUUUAAACACACGAGCAGCGGCUUCACUGUGCUUAAGUUACGGACUGCGGUGGAGCGAUCAGCCCAGACUAGAGCAAAUACCCAUCAGUUGAGACGUUCAGCGGGGGAAAGCUAGCUCCAGCCCAGCUAGACUCCGUAACGGCAGCUAAGGAACCAGAGAGGGGGAGAGCCGCGUCCGUGAGCCAUGGGUUUCCGCAAGAAGAACAAGAGCCCGCCGGUGCUGAGCCACGAGUUUGUGAUCCAGAAUCACGCAGACAUGGUUUCGUGUUUGGCCAUGAUAAUCCUCCUCGGCCUGAUGUUCGAGGUCACAGCAAAGUUUGCCAUCAUGUUCAUCACAGUCCAGUACAACGUAACACAAGUUCUUGAUGAAAAGAUUGAGUCAGUGAACCUGUACCAGUAUGGCCCUAAAGAUAUGGCCACUGUGUUUUUCUACCUGCUUAUUGCAGUCAUCCUUCAUGCCUUGAUACAAGAAUAUAUUCUUGACAAAAUGAACAGGAGGUUGCACCUGUCAAAAACCAAACACAGCAAGUUCAAUGAGUCCGGACAGCUCGCGGCUUUCUACCUGUUCUCCUUCAUAUGGGGCUGCAGCAUCCUGACAGCGGAGGACUUUGCAACAAAUCCUACUUUCUUAUGGGAGGGUUACCCACACACUCACAUGGUUUUUCAGGUCAAGUUCUUCUACAUUUGCCAAAUUGCCUAUUGGCUCCAUGCACUUCCUGAGCUGUACUUUCAAAAAGUACGGAAGGAGGACAUCCCCCGCCAGCUCUAUUACAUUUGCCUUUACGUUGUCCACAUCACUGGUGCCUAUGUCUUAAACCUCCACCGACUAGGCCUGGUGUUGCUGGUCCCACACUACCUGGUGGAGCUCCUGUUCCAUGCUUCACGCCUCUUCUACUUCAGUGAUGAGAACAAGCAGAAGGGUUUUACUCUGUGGGCGCUGCUUUUUGUCAUCGCACGCCUCCUCACCCUCACACUCUCAGUUCUGACGUUUGGCUUUGGGCUGCCCCGUACAGAAAACCAGGGCUUUUCCCUAGCAGAAGGCAACUUCAAUGUUCUCACCAUAAGGAUGACUUGUCUGGCAGCUAUCUGCCUGACGCAGGCUUGGAUGAUGUGGAAAUUCAUUAACUUCCAGUUGAAAAAGUGGAGGGAACACAGCCAGAACCAGGCUUCAAAGAAGAAGACAGUCAGCCCAAAGAGCAAGCCUCACAAAAGAGAGCCUACAAGGGGAGGUGCUGCCAAUGGGGUUGUGAAGUCUGACGAUAAAACAUCACCACGGGCAAGAAAAGCCAAAGCUUCAUAGAGAUGAUGGAAGAAUUGGGGACGGGGGGAAACUGAGUGAGAGAGUUCUGACAAUGUGUCAUUAUGUCUUUACACAACUUAAAAUUUUGUCUAUUGCUCUCCACAACAAAUGUUAAAGCGCACUAAGAAACCUUACAUAACUGUCCCUUUGGGGUUGAAAAUCCAUUUUAAAAAACAGUUCAGUGUUACUGUCUGCGAGAAAUGUUUAUAAUUAAUUUGGGCUGUCUGCAGAUGGAACGUUGGCAGGACAUUGCUGGUUUUGAUGCUUUAACGGGAUAGAUUUAGCUCUUCAAAGUGUCCUUUUGUGUAAAACUACGAUCACUCGCCAGGGACUUGUAAACGGAGUUGCUCUGAGUAAUUUGACAUGGAAUCAGUUAACAUCACAGUUGCUUUUAAAAAGCAAAUUUUGACUUCAGGGCAACUGAAUAUAUAGUGUUAGUGUACAGAUUAACUGUACAGGGUGUUAUUCUAAGUUUGGGCCUUAUUCAUUUAAACUCAUAAUGCUGGCCACUGGCUCAAGUCCCAAAAUAAAGCCUUUCUUAGCACUUUGAUAUUCUACUGUCCAGAGGAAUAUUUGUGCUAUUUAGGUAUUUGGCAUAGCUGCAGCCAGAAAACUGAAGCUUGUGCUUAACUCCUUUAUCAUUUACUGCCAUUAUUUGACAGCCUCUGCCUUUGAAAUCCAACAUGUUACAGGAUUGAGGCACACUUUGUAUUUUUGUUUGUUUUUUAUCUCUAGCCUGGUAAUCAGCUUCACCCUGUUGCAGGGCACUCAUCCAGGUUAGGUGACUUACCAAGAGGAAGCUGUACUGUAACCUGUGAUGCUUUACUGUAUGCCUACAGUUAAAUCUUUAUAAUGGCAUGAUUGGAAACUUGAGCAAGAAAACUGUGUUUGAGGCUGCGAUUCAGUCUUUUAUAUGGCAAUGUCAAUGCAUGAUGGUUCAAGGCUAAAGGCUUUAUGGCUAGUUUCUACCUGUGCUGUUGAGUUUGCAUAUCUCUCUCUCUCUCUCACUCACACACACACACACAAGCAUUCAGUGGCCUUUUUACAACUGCUGCAAGAGGUUUGAGUUAUUUAUUUUUGCCAUAUACUACAGAUAGUUAUGAUUUUAUAUGCUUUGACAAGCUAUAACCAGCAAACACAGCGGUACAUAGCAACUGCGUUUAGUUAAUCCAAACAAUACAAUCUUUCUUCAAGUGUCCUUAUAAUGUCAGUGGUUUGUAUCACUCGUUCUUGUUGUGUUGCGUUCUGUUUGCCUUCUCUGUUUGCUUUUUUUAAAUCUUUGGUAUCAGGGGACAAGCUGUUCACCACUUAACACCAACUUACAUCCCAUGGUGCAAUGGGAGGUGUGUUUGUAAGUGGAUGUGUUUGUAUGUCUGCAUUUACUUGUGUGUGCUUUUGUGUGUAUGUACAGUAUUGUUUUGCCUACUGUGUAUGUGAAUUAACUGGGCGUGAAUGUUGAGGAUGAUGAUGGUGAUGACAACGAUGUUUAUUGCUUGUCUCGUGCAAAAAAAAAAUAUUGCCUGCGUGCAGAGCAUGAAAUGUGACAAUCUGUUCAUUGACUCCUGCCCUGUUUGUUACAUUUCACAAUCAUAUUCUGUUUGUUAGUUUUGCUUUGGUUGGACCCGUAUCAAUUCCCAACAUGCUUAUGUGUUGUGGAUAGGUGUGUGUUCCAUGAGUUAUUGGUUACUAAAUGCUUAUGUGUUCAAUGUCUCUGCCCCUCAGAUGCCCUUUCGUGUGUGAGAGAGAAUCUGUGAUUUCUGUUUGCCAAAUGUGGCAUGUUCUGUCCUUCCUGCUUCACCUUUUCAAUGAUCCUGACAUUGCUACGUAGCGCACGUAUUGUACUGUUGGCCAUGCUCUUUCCUCUCAAGGACCAAGUCCUGCUCUACUACUAAACCACUGUGCAUGUGAAGCUCUGUACAGAAAAGACUACUACCUGUCUGCAGACAGUUGGAGUUUGGAGUCUUUAGUCUAGAGCAGGGAGGAGAUGAAGAUGCCAUUCAUUUAGCGCUCCUUAUUGGGACUUUGGUGGUCUUUAAAGCCCUAUGUCUGUGCAUGGCAGUGUCAUAGGAGGGAAGGAGGAGCAGAGGACGUAUGUACCAGCCUGUUAUUAAAGUAUCUCAGAUGUAAAAGAGAAAACAGACUUAACCCUACACUGUACUAAAAUAUGUGUCAGAUUUUUAAGCUAUUUUUAUAGAGGGGAAACUGUUGAAAUUCACUGUUGUUCAGUACACACGUGUGAAUAUU